Molecule: messenger RNA, 2395 nt
Organism: Ceraceosorus guamensis
Lineage: Eukaryota; Fungi; Basidiomycota; Exobasidiomycetes; Ceraceosorales; Ceraceosoraceae
Exons: 2
Coding region: 325-2160 (611 amino acids)
Cellular component (GO): nucleus; cytosol
Molecular function (GO): RNA 7-methylguanosine cap binding; mRNA binding
Source: RefSeq, a predicted model, not a curated record
GGACUCGAGACGCUAGGAAGCUGCUGUGGUCCAGACUUGCAGGUGAGCACAUGGCUCGAGAUGCGUAUUCCACACGACUACGUCCACUCGCACGUCUGACUCGCUCUCUUGCUCGGACCACGAAACCGACUCUUGGAGGCAAGACCUUGACUCGUUCUCGUCUCAUCCACAUCCUCCCGGAAGUCGGGCCAGUACUGUCGCCACGCCCGCGAUCAUCUCCAGCUGUCCUUCUCAAGGCGGCGCACCGCGCAAUUCGUUCAUAUUGCGCUCCCAUUUUGACCUUUUGCCACUAAAUUUAAGCUUCGCAGACGUUCACCAUUCGCAAUGGAGCUGGACUACGGUCCCUCAGACGACAUCACUAGCUCGGAAGCUGCCGACCUCAAUCCGAGACUUGCGCCUCACGAGGUGUUCUACGGCAAAGAAGAUGCGGAUGGCAUGUCAGGUGAAGAGGAUGAGGAGGAGCAGUAUGACGCGGAUGGCAACCCGAUCAACCGAGCAGCGCUGAGGCUUCAAGAGAGGAGGAGAAGCGAGGCGGAGAGGAGAGGUGCGCGCUUCUAUGCUUUGCCUCAAAAGCACGGAAGCAUCAUCCCUGGCGCUCCUGAUGAGGAGAGCCUCGUGAUGGCUCUGCAGAAGCUAGACUCGGAGCAAGCUGCUGGACCUGCUCCGACUGUGCCUGGACCCAUUGGCGGCGGCCUCGACGUUCGUCUGGUCGCUCUGCAUCUUAGCGGAUCACCGAUCACACAACUAUCCACUUCUCGACUCUUUGCACUGAUCACGCACUUCGGCGCUGCACCUCUUGGGCUCGAAUGGAUAGACGAUCAAAGCGCUGUAGUCGUCUUCUCCGACGCCAAUUCGGCCCUUGCAGCUCUGCAACUCACGACCUCCGAGAGCGGCUCAGACUCCUCGUAUCCCUCUCUAGACCACGUCGAAGCAGCGGCUCAAAUUCAGCUCCUGCACGAGCGCGGCGAAACUCCGGCAGAAGAGAUCCCUCAAGAGCUGGUCGAGGCGCUACUGCUGCCUCGCAGAGUGCGCAACUUGCCGGUCAAGUUGUACAGCAGCAACGAGAAGGAGACUCUGAUGACCGUUCUCAGGAGUCACAAAGAGGCGGAGAAAAGGCGGGCAGAGCUGCCAGCAGACGCCCCUGCAAUCUAUGCAGAGAUGGCUGCUGAGGAAGAAUCCGCGCUGGAGAAUGAUCCUACACGCCAAGCACUACGAAAGCUUCGUGGUCCGCUCUGGGUCAGAUACGCUUUGGAAAGCAGUGACACCAAAGCCGGCAGACGGCGAGGAGAGCCACGUUCUCCAACGGAUGGGCCGCAAGCAGCAGGAGGCAGCACCAGCGAAUGGUAUAGGCAGCAUGGACGGGAUGCGGGCAGAGAAGUGGUGCCCAGGCUUUUGGACAUUGCUCCCAAACGCUCGCGAGGGAGGGGAAACGAAGGUCAGAGCAUGAUCGAUGCUAUGGAUGCAGAGCUUGACGAUUUGAGGAAACGGGAAGGGGACGAUGACGACGAUAAAUACCCCUUGAUGAGGCUUGGCUCUCGGAUCGAUGAGAGCUGGCAGCACGACCGAUUCGAUCAGAACGAUCGAGGUCAGCGUUACGUAGAAGGCACUGGUGAACAUAGACGAGGUCGGGGAGGAUCUAACCGAGCUGCUAUGGACGCGCUGGAUGAAGAACUGGAGACCUUGCACGACAGGAACAGGGACAGAUCUGCUAGUCCAGUUCGCCGAGCUGAGAGAGCUUCAGAUUCGCCUGCAAGCCACGUUCGUAUCAAGGGUCGAGGGGCCAUGCGAGCCCCCGGUGCGGGUUCCAGAGGCUGGGAUGAUCUGGGUGGGGUCGGCAGAGCGGACGAUGGAGGAGAGUCGAGGAGGAGAGGCGGGGGUGGGAUGCACGCCGAUGAGUGGGCUGAUCGGCGCAGGGGACGAGGUCGAAGAAGCGGUGCAUUCGAUGCUGAUGCUGGAGCGGAUGCCGAGAGGUGGUCGCACAACAAAGAUAGAAGAGGCGGAGGCAUGUCCAAUGCCUCUUCCUUGGCGGAACGAUUCGGCGAUGAAUCGGGACGACGCUCCAACGGCACCAUCCGAAGUGAGGCUGGACUCGACAGACGAUUGGCAGGUGGAAGACUGUCGGACAGACUGCAGGAAUCUCUAGAGAGCCGAUUCAAUUAGCGCUACUCGUCUGCGCUCCCAAUAGGCACUUUUCACCAUGUCUUCUCCGAGCGAACUCGCUUCUUACAUUGUAUUCUCGAUGUCAUUGGAAGCUCAUGACUUGACUUCGAGGCACUCUCUGAGUGCGCUCUGCGAGCCAGCCUGACCGCACAUGCGGCCCGGCCCGCCCCUUACCUAGCGAUCCGGCUCGCGAGCUUCAAAAAUUCUCGUUCAGCUUAUUAGGCUCGAUUGUGCG